UGUCUCAGUCGGCGGUUGUGGUGUUUGCCGUCAUCACUUUUUCUGGUCUUAUUUUUGGUCAAAGUCACAUGGCUGCUGUGCGAGUUUUCAGCUGUCGGACUAAAAUUAACCCUUAGGGCGACUGGCUGGAUGACUGACACACAGGGCCAUCUACGGUAUCAUCGGUGUGUGUUUCAUCCACAGCUGAGACAGGAAGAAACAAGCGGUGCUGCAGCGGAGGAAACGAGCCACGGUCACCAUGAUGCUCUCUCAGAUCACCCCCACCCUGUUCCUCAGCGGAGCUGAUGCCCCCCUCAACGCAGCGCUGGUGUCACAGAAAGGCAUCACCCUCAUCGUCAACGCCACGCUUAGCCAUGCCAGCCCCACCUACCCGGGGGUGGAGUGUGUUCGGGUUCCUGUCUCCGACCUGCCCAGUGCCCGCCUUGGGGACCACUUCGACCGGGUGGCUGAGCGUAUCCAUGGCAACCGAGCGGGCGGCACACUGGUGCACUGUGCCGCCGGGAUGAGCCGCUCGCCGGCGCUGGUGAUGGCGUACCUGAUGCGGUACAGAGGAGUGACUCUCCGCCAGGCACACCAUUGGGUGCAGGAGAGCCGGCCCUACGUCAGGCUGAACAUUGGCUUCUGGGACCAGCUGCUGCAGUAUGAGAGGAGGCUGUACGGCAAAAACACCGUCAGAGUGGCACCAGUCGAGGAGACGCCACCUCCACCACCACCACCACCAAGGAGACACAGGUUGACGAGGUUGGUGCCGUCACUGCAGCAGCAUGUGAGCCAUUUAACACUGAUACCCAGAUCGCCUGUGAUGUCACGAUCUCAAGGGACAGUGAUGUCACGAUCUCAAGGGACAGCCUAUGAUGUCACGAUCUCAAGGGACAGCUCGAUCGCCUAUGAUGUCACGAUCUCGGAUGAUGAUAGCGGAAAAUGA
Molecule: messenger RNA, 925 nt
Organism: Monopterus albus (swamp eel)
Lineage: Eukaryota; Metazoa; Chordata; Actinopteri; Synbranchiformes; Synbranchidae
Product: dual specificity protein phosphatase 18
Exons: 2
Coding region: 239-925 (228 amino acids)
Biological process (GO): protein dephosphorylation
Cellular component (GO): cytoplasm
Molecular function (GO): MAP kinase tyrosine/serine/threonine phosphatase activity
Source: RefSeq, a predicted model, not a curated record